Messenger RNA from Neomonachus schauinslandi (Hawaiian monk seal), 3093 nucleotides. It is a transcript of the gene ARB2A, whose product is annotated as family with sequence similarity 172 member A. Gene Ontology annotation, molecular function: siRNA binding. Bases 169 to 1419 code for a protein of 416 amino acids. The transcript has 11 exons. The record is from RefSeq and is a predicted model, not a curated record. Gene Ontology annotation, cellular component: nucleus. Gene Ontology annotation, biological process: regulatory ncRNA-mediated heterochromatin formation. Lineage: Eukaryota; Metazoa; Chordata; Mammalia; Carnivora; Phocidae.
GACCCCGGAAGUGCAGCUCGAACUUGGUCGGGGCGCGGAUCCCGAGAGGGAAAGUCAUAACAACCGCACGAGGGAGUUCGUCUGGCGAGCUGGAAGGCCACGCCUCCUCCCGCCUCCCCCCGCAGCCCUGUAGCUGGGGGCAGAGCUCAGACUGUCUUCUGAAGAUUGAUGUCUAUUUCCUUGAGCUCUUUAAUUUUGUUGCCCAUUUGGAUAAGCAUGGCACAAAUCCAACAGGGAGGUCCAGAUGAAAAAGAAAAGACUACAGCACUGAAAGAUUUAUUAUCUAGGAUUGAUUUGGAUGAGCUAAUGAAAAAAGAUGAACCACCUCUUGAUUUUCCUGAUACCCUGGAAGGAUUUGAAUAUGCUUUUAAUGAAAAGGGGCAGUUAAGACACAUAAAAACUGGGGAACCAUUUGUUUUUAACUACCGGGAAGACUUGCACAGGUGGAACCAGAAAAGAUACGAAGCUCUAGGAGAGAUUAUCACAAAGUAUGUAUAUGAGCUCUUGGAAAAGGACUGUAAUUUGAAAAAAAUCUCGAUUCCAGUAGAUGCCACUGAGAGUGAACCAAAGAGUUUUAUCUUUAUGAGUGAGGAUGCUUUGACAAAUCCACAGAAACUGAUGGUUUUAAUUCAUGGUAGUGGUGUUGUCAGGGCAGGUCAGUGGGCUAGAAGGCUUAUUAUAAAUGAAGAUCUGGACAGUGGCACACAGAUACCUUUUAUUAAGAGAGCUAUGGAUGAAGGAUAUGGAGUAAUAGUACUGAAUCCCAAUGAAAACUACAUUGAAGUAGAAAAGCCAAAGAUCCAUGUACAGUCAUCUUCUGAUAGUUCAGAUGAACCAGCAGAAAAACGGGAAAGAAAAGAUAAAGUCUCUAAAGAAACAAAGAAGCGACGUGAUUUCUAUGAAAAGUAUCGUAACCCCCAAAGAGAAAAAGAGAUGAUGCAGCUGUAUAUCAGAGAAAAUGGUUCUCCUGAAGAACAUGCAAUCUAUGUGUGGGACCAUUUCAUAGCCCAGUCUGCAGCUGAGAAUGUGUUUUUUGUUGCUCACAGCUAUGGAGGACUUGCUUUCGUUGAACUAAUGAUUCAACGAGAAGCAGAUGUAAAAAGUAAGGUAACUGCUGUGGCGUUGACAGACUCUGUUCACAAUGUGUGGCAUCAAGAAGCAGGCAAAACGAUUCGAGAAUGGAUGAGAGAGAAUUGUUGUAAUUGGGUCUCUAGCUCAGAACCAUUAGACACGUCAGUGGAGUCCAUGCUGCCCGAUUGUCCCCGAGUCUCAGCAGGCACCGACCGUCACGAGCUAACUUCCUGGAAGAGCUUCCCGUCUAUUUUCAAAUUCUUUACCGAAGCCUCUGAGGCAAAGACCAGUUCCCUCAAGCCGGCUCUGACGCGGCGCUCCCACAGAAUAAAGCACGAAGAGCUGUAAGAGGAGGACGAGCGAGACGGGGGAGGGGAAGCCAAGGCACCACACUCGAGCAUGCAUCCACACGUCUCCUAACUGCUUGUCGGCGAGCAGACUCCCAGCCCCUCAUUAGAUUGUUUUCUUCCUAGAGCACAGGGUCGUGAUAUAUACAUCUAAAUAGCGUUUUGCAUUAUUUCUAGAUGAGUGCAACUGUCAAAGCAAUAUGGGUUCACUGGUCGUGCUUCCUGCGGGCUGAGCUCGGGCUUCGCGCUGCCCGUCAGCGCGCAGAUUAAGGCUGACAGCGCCCUGCUCGGCGCGGCCGGCGCGCCUCUAAUUGCCCUGACGGAGCCCGCGCCGGCGCUGCGGGGCGAGCGGCGUCUGCGCGGUCCUACCGCCCGCUGCAGCGCAGCCGUCUCUGGCACCCGCCCCCGGCCCCCCUCAAUCAUGUCCAGGUUUUUUCUCCGAACAGAAGCAAACUUUUAUUCUAGAUUUCAAACUUCCAUUUUAGGUAGGUUUUCCUCUAAGAGCCUCUUCGCAUUUUUUUUUUUAAAGGAAGCCCCCCCCCCCCCAACCUCCCCAGAAAAGCCAAAUUUUUAAAUUCAGAACGUGAAUGCCGUGAUGUGCUAUGUCGUCUUGGGAGUGCAAAUUGUUCUCUAACAAUCUAUUUUCGAUUCGAGACCAGAAGAAAAACUUUGCGUGAAAAUCUAUGAAGUACCGAUGACACAUUACCGCUGAAAAUCCUUGCCAUUUUGAAUACGAGAUUUUACACAAGUCUCGAAUUUCAGAAGAUUGUUUAAACCAAAACGUAAUGAUGAGCAAAUCUUUUAAGUUGUGAAAGGUCCCGUUUUCAAUGGAAUUUCCAACUUUAUCAUUAGAAUUGACUUUACUUUUUAAAUGUAUAAUGUGUAUUGAGUGGCAUUGUAAUUUAGAUCACACACUUGUUUUGCUUUUAAAAUCCUAAUGUGCAGAAAGUUUGUUGUUGUUGUUGAUAAUCCUAACUAGCAUGAUCUAUUCUGAGCUUUCAUGGAGUUAGACCUUGUUAGGGAUAGUAUUUAUUGUCAUUAGGAAAAUGAACCUGUGUGCUGUUCUACCUUUUCCUUCUGAAAGGCUUAAGUGGAGCUAAAAUGAUUCUUCUAGGUUUCUGUUCCGAAAGAAAGGGAAAGAAAGACCUGGUGUGAAAGAUUUUCUCCUCUCAAUACAAUGGCAUAAUUUUUAGUAGUCCACUUCCUCUGUAGGGUUUUGCCCUACGGUUUCAACAAUUACUUUAAUCCAGCUAAUAUCUGGCCAACACUGUGAAAUAUAAGAGGUAAAAUAAGUUAAGAUUUUGCUGACUUUUAAAUUCAAAUAUUAAAUCUUAACAUUACCAAUUUUUAAUUACUUGAAUUUAAUUACCUAGUAAAGUUCUGUUUGUAGCAGAUGAUGGUCUGAAUUUAAUAUUUUUUCAUCCUUUUUUAAAGUAUAUGCAACAACAUGCCUGCCUUAUUUGAGGACGUGAUAAAAUGUACCCAAAAUGACUUAGAACUGUCUGACUCCUCAGAAAAAUAACUUAAAAUAACCACCUCAUGGAUGAGAUGUUUUUAUAUUAUGAACCGAUUUCAGCAAGUUUUAAAACUGAUAAUAUCUGUGUUUGGUAUGUAAGUACAAUAAUUCGUUCUUAUAGUUUUAAUGAUGGCAAAUUAAAGUGAUCUUUUUUCAGUG